CUGUCCUGCUGUCGCCUGUAACUUGGGAAGUCGGAGCUGCGGGCUGUGAUGUGUUUCUGAAGGAAGUGACGGGAUUGAAUUAAAAAGGAGAGAAACAAGAAAGAUCGAAACUGAACGUGAGAACGGCGGACCUGCGAUACCACCGCGAGUCGCGCAUCAGCUCCCGAGGAAGAAAAGUCCAACGUGGAGGUAGCCUCAAUGCUUCGCCGGGACGAGCCUCCGGAGAGGCACAAAGAGUGAAAACUUUGGGGGUGUUGUGCGCGAUACGACCUGUCUGAAAGCAGCGCCGUGCGCUCACACAGAGGUGGGAUGGACGCGUGGGAGCCUCUUGUUCAUGCCGUGAAGCGGAGCGGCCCGGCUGGUGGGAGACGGCCACGAAGUUAGGAGUCGCGCAGCCCCCCUUUGUGUCUCUAGGACUCGCUCUUUUCACGCUCUCGCUCGCCCUCCCCCCAUAGAUUUUUUCCCCCCACCAUCACUUUUUUCUUUUCUUUUCUUUUAAUUUAUUCCCGGAAUGUCUACUGCCCGGACUCGACCCCCUUCAGUUCAGCUCGUUUACUUUUUGGCUGCGUUUUGCCUCCUGAAUUGGGCUGCGAAUUGUUCUGAACUGAGAGUGCGGGUCCGGCUGACCAAUGGACAGGUCACCGAGGAGAUACUGGAGGCGGACAGCGAGAAGGACUUUAUCAGUCUGGAGUUCAAAGAAGGGGACGGCACCUUAAUCACUUUCAUCGCAGAUUUUAAACAGAACGUGAAGCUGUUCCGUGCAUUGAUCCUCGGGGAGCUGGAGCGAGGACAGAACCAGUACCAGGCGCUGUGCUUCCUCACAAGACUCCUUCCCAAUGAGAUCAUUCCCAGCGAGUCCAUGGCCAAGCUCCGGCAGAAAAAUCCCCAAGCAGUGCGAAUCGCUGAGGAGCAGCGGGGAGUGGAGCCUCUCACCAUGGAUGUGGCAGUAAACUUCAGCAAGGCCUCGCAGCUCAGUGCCCACAUCCACAACGUGUGUGCCGAGGCACAGGAGGCUAUCUACACCCGGGAGGUGGAUGUCAAGUACUGGCUGGACAGAGGUGCUGAUGGCUCCAUGUUUGAGAUCCUACCAAAGGCCAGUGACUUCCCUGGCCUACAGAGCUGCCAGGCGAGCGAGGACUUCUGGAGGCCGUGCACCUGCCAGUACAGCCUAAGACUAGAGUGGUACCCCUGUCUCCUGAAGUUCUGCCGCAGUCGGGACAACUCGGGCAAGGUCAGCCCGUACAAAUGUGGAAUUAAAAGCUGCCGCAAGGGCUACCAGUUUGACUAUUAUGUACCGCAGAAGCAGCUGUGCUUCUGGGAUGGGGAAACUUAAGAGUGACCCUCACUGCUGCUGGGCAGUGAUUUCUUAUGAAGUGCCUCUGUCUUUAUCUGUCUCUCUAUUUUUCAUUCUUGUGUUUUUACUUUUUUUUUUUUUAACUUAUUUUUGCUAACUGGCCACAAGACUUUCAAACGUCCAAAAUCCCAAAGGUGACAUGUGAGGAAUUUUAUUUUUAUUAUUUUAUUUGUUUUUUUUUUUUAUUUAAUUCCCGCUUCAAGCCAACAGGAACAGCCAUCUAUAACAGCUCUUUGGGAACAACUGGUUUUACCUGAGGAUUCUUUUUGAUUUUUUUUUUUUUAUUUACAGUUUAAAGGAUCCAAGGUUGGCCAAUAAGCACAAAAGUAGCAUUUUGGAAAACCAGGGAAAAUGGAACUGGGUGCUGAUCCCACUUCUCUGUGCAUGACUGUUAGGACACCUAGCAAUUGAAAAUGCAAUUCUGCCAGCCUCCUCCACUUCAUCAGGCCAUGCUGACCCCUUCACUUAAUAUAAUUGGGGUUGUCCUCAAGUUUCUGACGCCAUGUGUAGAGCUAGCCACUGCUCCCAUGUUACAAUGUAGGCUCUUCUCUGCUCCUUCUCAUGGAUGUGCCUCUCCUUUUGCUCAAUUUUGAUCAAUUUAACCCAUCCAGAUCCCCCUCAUAAUGAUAUUCCUUUCCUCAUAAUUACUUAUAUUAUUUUAUUUUAGCAACUAUACAUUUUCCCCAGUUCAGGUUAUAUUACAUGAAGGGAAGGGCAGAUGAUGAGAUGUAGCAAGUGUCCAUUCCACAACUGGGCUGUCGCCCUCUUUGUGUAGCCACCCUUUGUCAAAAAUCAUGAGCUUAUCUGUAGUUCUGUUGUACAAAUGUAGGCCCUUCCUCUGGUUCUCUGGCUCCUUCGUGAUGCAUUUAGUGACUUCUUUCCGCUUUUGUUCUUUAUAACAUUUCCUCUUUUUCUCUGAUGACAUUAGGAAGCCCCAGAUCUGCUCCCUCAGUAAGUAUGCAGGACAUUUUUUUUUUUUUUUUUAGGCCCCUUCAGUAUACUCUUUUGUAAUUUUUUAGCACAGCCUUUGCUUCCUCAUGAUAUCAGGAAGCUCCUCUUCUUCUUCUUCCUAAUUCAGUAUGGAGACCAUACCUUAUACAAUAAGGCGGCAGUUAGCAUGGGGGAAGCAUUGCAAGAAACUGGAGUUCUACUGCCAACUUUUAUAUAUACACAAUAUAUAUGUGUAUCUAUAACUAAUUAUAUAGACGCAGUUUUGCUGCCACGGGUUGAAAUACUGGAAACUAGGAACAAAAACCGAAUGCAAGUGCCUGUCUUCAUCUGAGGAUCUUCUUGCAUAACUUUAGCCAGCCUGUUCCUGUCUGAUGCAUCGUGACGUAACCUGUGCUCUAGUUUUACAAAAGUAGGUCCCACCCUGUUUCCGUUUGUGAUAGUUGGCUCCGCUUUCACUCCCUCGUGACAACAGGAAGUUCCACCUCUGCACCCUUAUUAAGUGUAUAGCGGCCAUGCCUUCUGCUGAUUUUUUUUUAUAUAUGUGAUCUUCUCCAGCUUGAGUAGAUAGGACUGUAAAGAAGGGACAAAUGAUGAAAGCAAAUAUGUCUCUCACCUACCCCUGCAAUAUCUCACAUUUAAUCUCUGUUCAUGUUUUCCUUUUUUUUUUUUUUUUAAGUCUGUACCAACCCCUGUGUUAGGUACAGUAGCCAUCCUUUGCCCCACUUUGGCCUCUCAUUUGUCCCAUCUUUGUUCCAUUCUGUGAUGUGCAGCCUAUCCUUUACCCCGGCUGUGUUCCUUUGUUAUAUUUGGCCCCUCCCUUUCCCCCAUUUUAUGUUUAACCCCACCCUUUUCACCCUUAUUUUGUGUUUAUCCAGUCCUCUGUCCCUUCAUGACAUAAGCAUGCCCCCUGCUGCAGUUCCUCAUUAAGUAUGUGGGCGACCCCUCAUAUUAAUAUUAAAAUAUGUAAUCCUCUUUCCCUUAGGGUGAAAUACUCAAAAGGUCAAAUGAGAAAACUGAUCGUUGGUCUUAAUCCCUCACAUCUCAAUGUGAGGCCCUUUCCUCUUGGUCCAUCGGGCGUGUCCUGUUCUCAUGUGACAAUUACCAGUUUAGGCUCAUCCUCAGCACAGUCAUGAUCUAUUCAGGCUCCCUUCUGUCACCACACUGGCAGACCUCAAGUUUGCUCUCUCAUUAAGCAGCACGCCAGUCUCAUGUUUGUCAUCAAUUUGUAACCUUCUUGAUUUCAUGAUGUAUUCCUGAAAGCGAGGAGAUGAGGAACUUGUAUGAGUGUCCAUAUCAACAAUACCUCUUACUGUUCUCAUGAUACUUAUAGCCCCCAUAAUGCUUCACAGUAUAAUAAGACCCCCUUCCUAGAUGCCUUCAUGCAACUCACUACGUGUUGCUCUCACACACCACCGUCAUACUCAACCUGUCUGCUGAUACCGAUUUCUGGAUCCUGUGGGGGUGUUGAAUAACUGACCAAAGCUGCCCUUAUUGUGCCUUAGUAAGUAACCAUUUAAAUGCUAUAAAGUGCCUUUCACUUGGAAGGAAAUGACAAAGAGCAGAAGCACACAAUGGAUUUGAGCUCCAGUGCAGAUCGCCACAUUACUGUCAUCUACGUGCCAACACUUCCACCACAUCUGGACAUCUUCUGUAGUCAGCCUGCAUAGAGGAGAGGAUCACCACAAGGAGGAUUAGAAUAAAGCCCCCCAAAAGCGUCAAUGUCUAAGAUUUCUCCCUCGCACAGUCCGCCAUAUUGUACAGGUAAACAGUAAUGGGAUUCCUCCCCCUGCCCACCCACAUGCCUCUUCGCACCAGUCUUUGUGCAAAGUGCCUUGGAUACAAAGCAGAUUGCAAACUGAACUAUUUUUGUACAAAAAAUUGUGAAAUAUAUUAAAAGGUUUAUUUCAAAGAA
Polypterus senegalus (gray bichir) is the source of this 4217-nucleotide messenger RNA. Its product is annotated as out at first protein homolog. The transcript is spliced from 4 exons. NCBI's taxonomy places the organism in Eukaryota, Metazoa, Chordata, Cladistia, Polypteriformes, Polypteridae. Bases 512 to 1333 code for a protein of 273 amino acids. The record is from RefSeq and is a predicted model, not a curated record.